AUCGCGAGACAUGAGAGUGAAUUGUCGGAGGGUCGCUUUCCUGAUUUUGGUGUCUUACUUCGUGAUCUCUUGUUACACUGGCUUUCUGUUGAUUCAAAGACGCAGGGCUCUUGCGACAUAUGAAAAUCAACGGAUCCAAGCACUGACAGAAGUUUCAGAUGAUACUGGGAACCCAGGCAGACAAGGGGAACAACUCCAGUAUCGGCAUCAGUAUCCCAGAAUUCUCUGGAAUCUGGAGGAUGAUCAGGGCCUGGUUGCCAUGGGAAACCAUACCAAACCGGAGUUUGUCGUGGAAAUAUGGGGGAAAGCUGCCAUAAGCCUGUAUCUGUGGCAACAUAUCUUCGAUGCAGAUCUAGGACCACGCAUGGGAGGUGUAUGGAGUUAUGGGACGAAAAGAUUCCAAAAUAUAGAGUUUAGAUACAGAACAGGACCUGGUGUAACUCCCUCUAAAGUGCCAAAAGACACCCAGAACCUUGUUCUGUCUCUGAAUGUCCGUGACUUUACAAAGAUCGACACUGCCAAAGCCUGGCUGGAUGCCCUUGCUGGCUUCCCGCAGCUCAAGAAUGUCGCCGUGCUUCUGCUGGGCAACGAACAGUGUGACAACGAAUGGAUCAAGUCGUAUUUGGCUGUCAAUAAUGGCAGCGUAAAAUUCGUGUUUGUUGUGUACGACAGCCCUGAUGUAGACAACAAUAUCUUUUAUCAGUGGCCACUGGGUGUUGCAACGUAUAGAAAUUUCCCCAAAGUGAAAAGUGCCUUUAUUCCUACGUCAAUUCAGAGAAAGCACAUGUGUAACUACAUGGGUACAAUAUAUGUCAACUCCUCCAGACAGGCGCUCCUUGAUUUGUUGUCAACUCCGGAGAUGAAGGAUAGAUGCUACGUCAAAGUUCGUCACGAAUGGUUACCAGAGGAGUCGGAGCACUCAAGAGACAACUACCUUAAAGUAUUAGCUCACAGUGAUCUCACACUUAAUCCCGUGGGGAUGAAUCCCGAAUGUUACCGCAUUUACGAAGCCUUAUCUUACGGCUCCAUCCCAGUGAUAGAGGACGUCCUCACGCCAGGGAAUUGUGGGAAUUCAUCAGGAUUCUCCGUAAGUGCCCCACAUAGACUACUGAAAUCAGAGAAAGCCCCUGUGAUAUUUAUCAAGGACUGGCAAAAGGAACUACCCACCAUUCUUGAUAAAGAGGCCAAAAUGACCUUGGAGCAGAAGUCCAAACGCAGGAAAGAUGUGCUGUUGUGGUACGAGAAUUUUAAAGCCAAAAUGAGGAAACGCUUUGUGUCUGUGAUUCAGGAGAAGUUUUUUGGUGUUCAUCCGUUUGUCUGAUCUUCUUAUUUUUUAAAAAUAUUUUUGAACCAUUUUUACUUGGUCCUUUAUAAGAACCAUAUAUUUGUUAGAUAUCAUUGAUGCUAGUACUUGUACUAGUACAUGGUUGUACUUAACUAUAUUUAUGACCAUUGUGUCCAAAAGGUUAGCUUACUUCAGUUAAAAAUUGCUCUCUUGUAUUUGACUUUUUAAAUGUAGAAAAAUGUAGUAACAGUCUUCAUUUGUAAAAGUGUUUGUCCCGUAUAUAACAUAUUUUUGUACACCAUAAGAUUCAAUUUGUUUUCACACUUGGAUAACAGCAGAAUUUUUAAUGCUAACCAGGCACCAUACAAUAUAUUUUAAAAAGAUAACAAAAUAUCUUUAAAUAAAUAUUAUGAAUUUUCUUCAAUUUGUUAACUGGCAGUCUGGCAAUGUGUGCAAUAUGGUAUUCAGUAUAAUCAUUAACAGUGAUUAAUUUUACAAAGUUUAAACAGUGAAUGCUGUCAAUUUUGAGCUGAGCAGAUAAGAUAUCAUUUCUUUUUGUGAUUAAAUGAUAGACAUCAUACAUGUUUAUUACCUAUUCAUUUAUCUGUGUUGUAGCAGUGAAUUUCACUUCAAGUGUUGCUCUUGAAACUUCAGAGCAUGUGUUAUAUUGAAAUCAAUAUUAAACUGUAGUGAACAAGGUUUAACCUGACUUGGACAAGUUUUGUUAGAUCUCAGUUUGUUAUCGAUCUGGUAUAAGUUUAAUAUAGACAGUUAAGUUUACAUUUCUAAAAUAUACGUGAAUUAAGGUACAUUGUAUUUUGGGUAAGAGAAAUAACCCUUACUGGGUUGAACUAUUAUGGUCAAGUUUGGCCAAAGAAAAAUGAUAAUUUUAUAAAUCGUUAUUUUAAGAUGUUUUGUGUAGUAUGACAGAAAGGAGUUUUGUUUUGAUUUCUUUUGGCAAAUUUUCUUGAGUGUCGUAUGGCAGUAAAAUUGAUUAAUUACACAGCAUUUGAAAUAACCUGGGAAACUGUGGAAUCUUUAAUAGUUUUUGCUGUUAAAUAAAUUUUUUGGCAGUUGAAUGCAUUCUACCCAGUUUUUUUCCUGUAAAUCACAUGGUGGAAUUGUAUGCAUCUUAACAGAUUAAAUUUCAAUUUAGAUUUGAACUUGAAAGUUAAUUAUUAAGAAAGCCAACAAAAAUAAUUGAGCGAUGGGGAACGUUUAACUUUGAGAUACUGAGAAAUAUUGUUAUUGAAAACUUGACCAGGAGUUGAGUUGAAUUGUUUGACAGUUCCAUGUUUUUAGAGGUACAUGUAUAUAUAUUUUAUUUUUCUACAAUUGUCUCAAAAAGACAUAUUCAUAAUGUUAUAAUUAGUGAGUCUAGUAAACACUGAUUGUACAUAUACAAUCAAACUUUGUUGUCUCGAACUAGAUGGGACUGUUUAAUAUCUUAUAGAUAUCAGAGUAUUCAAGAUAUCGAGGGUAAAAUACUUGAAAAAAUAAGUGGUUUGGACUUGAAAAUCACUUCGACAUAUCCACUGUAAUCGAGAUAUCAUUGUCAAGACAACAAAGUUUGACUGUACAUUUUACACACAACUGUGAUUGAGUUUUUGUUGGCCAUACACUAUACUAAUGUUCCAACUCAAUGGUUAUUCCACUAUAUUUAAUGAUCAAGUCUUUUGUUGUUACAUGUAUAUGUGUGAGAUUGUGAAGUCAAGUAGUGAUCUUAUGAUUCAAAGGCAGCUGACAAAGAAAAAAGUUUAACCUUGUUGAAUCGUUCAUAGCUUUAAUUCAUUAAUUUGGCAUGUAAGUAAAUGUGAUGUGUGCAUAUUUUUAAUUGGUUGCAGGUAAAUGCAAGGGGCACAAACUUAUUAAAUGUAGACAUCCUCUUGUUGAGACAUAAUUACAUGUGAUGCAUAUUAGCAUGCAGAACAACAAAUUUCAUUCCUUUCCCAUGUUGCACACAACUUAAUUUUGCCUUCAAUUUGGCAACAUAUAUUUAGGAAUGUGCAUUUGGUUUGGUUUAGUACUUUAGCUGAUACAGAGCUUGGUAUAGAGUUUAGUUAGUUCUCUUUUAUAGAGCUAGGGU
Messenger RNA from Magallana angulata, 3371 nucleotides. RefSeq names its product ribitol-5-phosphate xylosyltransferase 1-like. Gene Ontology annotation, molecular function: ribitol beta-1,4-xylosyltransferase activity. The record is from RefSeq and is a predicted model, not a curated record. The transcript is spliced from 6 exons. Lineage: Eukaryota; Metazoa; Mollusca; Bivalvia; Ostreida; Ostreidae. The coding region runs from base 11 to 1321 and encodes 436 amino acids. Gene Ontology annotation, cellular component: Golgi apparatus. Gene Ontology annotation, biological process: protein O-linked glycosylation via mannose.